Messenger RNA from Cladophialophora immunda, 980 nucleotides. RefSeq lists its product as uncharacterized. Lineage: Eukaryota; Fungi; Ascomycota; Eurotiomycetes; Chaetothyriales; Herpotrichiellaceae. The transcript has a single exon. Bases 159 to 980 code for a protein of 273 amino acids. The record is from RefSeq and is a predicted model, not a curated record.
AUUACAUCCCUUAGGUACCGGGCCGAUGUCAAGAGUACCUGGUAAGUGGCACAGCCCGACAAUGUAAAUUCUGUAUGUUCAACAAGAUACCCUAGGCAUAUGACCAGCUCUUCAAGCGUAACCUCCACCGCCAUCGCCAUCGCCAUCGCCAGACGCACAUGAACUUCUCCGACCUCGCCGUGGAGAUCCGGCUCCGGAUCUAUUCAGAACUCCUUGUCAACCCAGGGCCGAUUGACUUCGUCGCCGACUUUGGCCCUUCGUCACCGCCCCUCUUCCGGCGCCAAAGGGAUGGGCUCUAUCCCGCUAUUCUCCGUGUAAACAAAGAAAUCCACCGCGAGGCGAGUCCGGUCCUCUAUGCUUGGAACCACUUUCGAUUCCCCGAGGUAUUCUCACUGUCGGCGCCGGUGAGCGCUUACAUCACCCCAUUCCUGAACCGGAUCGGAUCCCACGCAAGUCUGAUACGCCAUAUCCGCAUCCCUUUCCCUACCUUUGACUACCCGUUGCCUGACCGGGCGGUCCUCCAUGAAGUGCAUGUCAAGAAUCUCGAAACGAUCCGCCGUGCCUGUGCAGGCCUGCAGACCAUCGAGCUGCUGGUUCCAGCCGAACACUGCAAUUACGCUCUGAGAGACGAUGCGAUCGCGCCCGAGGCAUUAAAUAUCCUCGACAUGCGCCUUCAGAGCAUGCCUUCCCUGAAAGAGAUCACCGUCAAUUUCGAGGUGUACGACGGCGGAGACUCCAGCGAUGAUUUGACGGAACUAUUGCACGGUCAUAGCUGGGCUGUCAAGGUCACAAAGCUUCCGAAGAAGGUUUGGACGUCGUACGAUGACCGGGUUGAAUUUGACAACGAGGAGGAUUGCGAGAGGUACGAUAACGAACAAUUUGGACGGCAAAUGGAGCAGGGAGAGAAGGACUCCUGGUCCGAGGAAUAUUAUCGCAGGAGAAGCGACCCGUACUGGAAGAAUGAUUCAGACUAUGAUUGA